Molecule: messenger RNA, 3210 nt
Organism: Papaver somniferum (opium poppy)
Lineage: Eukaryota; Viridiplantae; Streptophyta; Magnoliopsida; Ranunculales; Papaveraceae
Product: serine/threonine-protein kinase/endoribonuclease IRE1a-like
Exons: 7
Coding region: 444-3017 (857 amino acids)
Biological process (GO): IRE1-mediated unfolded protein response; intrinsic apoptotic signaling pathway in response to endoplasmic reticulum stress; mRNA processing
Cellular component (GO): IRE1-TRAF2-ASK1 complex
Molecular function (GO): protein serine/threonine kinase activity; RNA endonuclease activity; ATP binding
Source: RefSeq, a predicted model, not a curated record
ACGGUGGUUAGUUUGUCAGGCCACCUGGUAUAUCAAAUGGAAAUAUUUUUUGGGGGAUUCUUUAGGAUAUCCCAAUCAAUGCCUUGGAUAGGCAUUGGCCAUUGACUUUUUAUAAGCUUGCACAAAAUCCCUAAUCAUUCCAAAUUAGCUGUCUUUGGUUUCCAAACUUAAAUCCUCGGAAUCAAUUUACUUCUUAAACUUAAAUCGUUUUUUCCUUCAUCACUACUCAAUCUAGUUAAACUACGCCGUGCAUUAUCGAAUUUCCAAAUCCCUAAAUUUCUGAAAGUUAUAGCAAAAAGCUAAGAAUCUUGAAUGCCUCCUAUCAAUAAAAACGCUUGCUUUUUCCCUUCCCUUUCUUGUAUACCUUAACGUUUUCUCCCAAUUAGAUUUAUCUCGAUCUAUUAAACCCUAAUUUAUAUCAAAAAAUCAAUCUCAUCUCGCAGAUGAAACCCUAUUACUUAAAUUUGUUAUUCAUUUUUACAAUUCUUUUUGCUUGUUUUGCCCUGAUUUUUGCCAGAUCUAUAGUUAAGGUUGAUCCCUCAAAGCCUCAGGGUUCCGAUCCUAAUGCAGACACUUUGCAGCCUUUUCCAUCAGGCCCAGUCAGAACCUUGAAAAACGCGAUACUAGGAGAUACAGUUUUCAUAGCGCACCCAGAUGGUUCAUUAUAUAAUGUGGAACCACAUUCUGGGGAUGUUAGGUGGGUGUUCUCAUCAGGAGAACCCCUUUGGUCCUCAUAUCAAGCCUUUCUAAAUUCCUCGCGUCUGGAUGGGAUAGCAAAUUCUCGUUCGAACUACGAAUACAUAGAUAUUGAAGAUGAUGCAACGUAUGUCGUGAAAGGACCAGACGGUAAAGUAAAACUUAAACUCGCAGACACAGCUGAGCAACUUCAGGAAAUAGUCAAAUCCAGACCUAAUAUUCUUGCCCAGCAAAUUAUCCUCGUUAGCACGAGAAUGGAAGUAUAUAUCUUGAAUGCCAAUUCUGGGAGGCGUGUUUCUGUGCAUACUCUAGCUGCCAGCAUGAAAGAGGAGGGUAAUGCAAAUCAUGGGGGCUUGGUCGAACCCAAUGCCGUGGAGAUAGAUGGAGAGAUCUGUGUCAUAAGGAAUACCUAUUGCUUUCAGUCAAUCUCGGGCUCAGGUGAACCUAAAUGGAAUCUUAAUUAUUCUGAAUAUAGAAUUGCCGAACAUUCACAAGGACUUGAUGGUAUUAUUAUUCAAAAUUCGUUGCCUACAAGGGAUGGGCUAGGUUUGGAAUAUAAACACAGUACCUUGGUACCGUUUCUUGUAACAUCUAUGAAGGUUCCUAUUAGUUAUGAUCUUAGUGAAGCAAAAGAACAACAUCCGAAAGCACAGGAGUCUAUGCCUGCGCAACUACUUGGUCCAAACCCUGAUGUGAAAGUUCAUAGUGAAGAUAAGAAUCCUCUUUAUGGUAACUGGUGGUUGACUACUAUCUUAGGAUCUGUUGGCGUUGUAGUUAUUCUCUCGCUUCAUCGACUGUCACCUACGAGGUUUCUGAGACAGGUCAAGUUAACCACGCAGUCGAAUGAUUCAAAAGUUGCAGUUUCAAAAAAGAAGAAAUCUCGAAGACUUGGGAACAGUAAGAACAACACCAACUUCGGAAAGAGUAAGAAUAUUAUCUCUCAGGAGGGAGAAAAUGCUAAUGGACUUAAGCUUGAUAAAAAUGAUAUUGAACUCACAAAUGACGGAUUAAUUGGGCGCAAGAUUGGUAGAUUGUUUGUGUCUAACAUAGAAAUUGCUAGGGGUAGCAACGGUACGGUUGUGCUUGAAGGAAAUUACGAGGGCCGUCCAGUCGCUAUCAAACGUCUUGUUAAGGCUCAUCAUGAUGUUGCUUCCAAAGAGAUUCAGAACCUAAUUGCAUCUGAUCGACAUCAAAAUAUUGUCCGUUGGUAUGGAGUGGAAUAUGAUUCGGAUUUUGUUUAUCUUUCGUUGGAGCGCUGUAUGUGUAACUUGAAUGAUUUGAUUCAAGUAUGCUCUGCUUCUUCCUUAAGUUCAGUGACUAUCAAGGACCAGACUGAGAACCCAACAAAUGAGUACAAUGUUCGGAUAGAUGCGUUGCAAGCCAUCGACAAGGAUAUUGAAUUAUGGAAAGCAAAUGGCUAUCCAUCACCCGAGUUGUUAAAAAUGAUGAGGGAUGUGGUAUCUGGCCUCGCGCAUUUGCAUGAUUUGGGAAUCAUACAUCGGGACCUAAAGCCUCAAAAUGUUUUGAUACUUAAGCAGAGAUCCUUAUGUGCAAAACUUUCAGAUAUGGGUAUAAGCAAGCGCCUUAAUGGUGAUAUGUCUUCCUUGGGUCAUCAUGCAACAGGUUCUGGUAGUUCUGGUUGGCAAGCACCUGAACAACUCCUUCAUGGGCGACAAACACGUGCUGUUGAUUUAUUCAGUUUAGGCUGUGUUCUCUUUUUCUGCAUUACUGGAGGUAAACAUCCAUUUGGUGAUCGGCUUGAACGUGAUAUAAACAUUGUCAGAAACCGUGUGGACCUGUUUAUGGUGGAGCACAUACCAGAAGCUGUCGAUCUUCUCUCUCGUCUAUUAGAUUCUGACCCAGAAGCGAGGACAAAGGCAUUGGAUGUACUGAACCAUCCUUUCUUCUGGAAUUCUGAGACACGCCUUGCAUUCCUUCGAGACACUAGUGAUAGGGUAGAAUUAGAGGAUAGGGAGGUUGAAUCUGACCUCUUGAAUGCACUAGAAGCAGUUGCGCCAGUGGCUUUGGGCGGGAAGUGGGACGAAAAAAUGGAAUCGGACUUCAUCUCCAACAUUGGCCGUUACAGGCGAUAUAAGUAUGAUAGCACCCGUGAUUUAUUGCGGGUCAUACGAAACAAGUUGAAUCAUUUCAGAGAACUUCCGCAAGACAUCCAGGAACUUCUUGGUCCAGUUCCUGAAGGAUUUGAUGGUUAUUUUGCAACUCGAUUUCCCAAGUUCUUAAUGGAAGUUUACAAAGUCAUGUACAGAUACUGCAGGGAAGAGGAAUGCUUUUCGAAGUACUUUAAAAGUAAUCUUGUCUAAAUUGUUGGUCUUUAAAAGUAAUCUUGUCUAAAUUGUUGGUCUCUGUUAUCGCAAACUAAUUUACCUGUAACUUUUUUUCAAUCUUUUUAACUAAAACGAACGCCAGUAUUUUACUGAUUCAUACAGCGUAUAUAUGAUUGUAAUUGUAGUUGUAUUAAUGUUAUAAUAAAGUUAUCUACACUGUAAUUUGACA